Molecule: messenger RNA, 1473 nt
Organism: Adineta steineri
Lineage: Eukaryota; Metazoa; Rotifera; Eurotatoria; Adinetida; Adinetidae
Source: the annotation of a GenBank genome assembly
AUGACGAAAAAUGUUGAUACAGAUAGUAUUUGUAAUCGAGUUGAACGACUUAUUCAUGAAUUUGAACAAUCACGUGAUACCGAUUCGACUGAAAUCGGUCGGCAAUUUGCUCAAUUACAACGAAUAAUGGCCGAUACGAGAGAUAAUUGUCCUAGUAUUGAAGGUGCAAAACCUAUGAAUCGUUUAAAAAAUCGUUAUAAAGAUGUUUUACCAUAUGAUAAACAUCGAGUCACCCUUGAAUAUGAAAAUGAUUCUGAUUAUAUUAAUGCAUCAUUUAUUGAAGAUUUUCAUGGUAAUCGUCGAUAUAUUGCGGCUCAAGGACCUAUUGAUGAUUCCGUCACUGAUUUUCUUCAGAUGAUAUGGGAAUAUCAAAUAACAUCUGUUAUAUGUACAGCAAAUGAAAUAGAAGCUGGACGUUUUAAAUUUCGUCGUUAUUGGCCAGAUGAAGAAAAAUCAAUUCAAUUUGGUCGCUUUCGUGUUAGCAAAGAUGAAACAAGUGAUAAAGCAUUCACUUGUGAAUAUUACAAAAUUCGACCAUUAAUAAUAUCACAAGGUGAAAAUCGACGACAUAUAUUACUCUAUCAUUUUUUAUAUUGGCUUGAUCAUGAUGUACCUGAUGAUGAAUCACCGAUACUUGAGUUACUUCUAAGAUUAUAUGAUGAUCGACAUCUAUCACCUGAUACACCAAUUCUUGUACAUUGCAGCGCUGGUUGUGGUCGAACUGGAAGUAUUAUUGCUAUUGAUCUUUGCCGUUUAUUACUACGUGAUGAACAUUUAUUUCUCAGUAAAAGUUAUCAAAUAAAUCCCAUCUAUGAAAUAGCUUCACAUAUUCGUCAGUUUCGUAUCGCAUUAAUUCAAACAGUUAAACAAUAUUUAUUUGUGCAUAAAAUGUUUGUCUUUAUAAUAAAAUCGAAUAACAAUAUUGCAUUACAUUCAUUAGCAAAUAACGAUGAAAAUCAAGCAUUACAUUCAUCAUUAUCUUCGAUGAAAUCAUCAUCUCCGUCCAGUAUUUCAUCUUCUUCACGUCGUUCAUCAGGACAUGCUUCAAUACAAUUACGUAAUCCACCUGUUGGUCGUCGUGUAAAGAUUAAUACUAAUACUAGUAACAAACCGUCUCCAUUAUUGUUAUUAUCAGAUUUUUAUUUACCACUACCACAAACAACAGCAAUCGAGAAUAAAUCUGAACAACCACCACCUAUUCCACCUCGUUCUUCAUUAUUGAAUACAACGAAUAAACAUAUUGAAGGUCAAUUUGUUCGUCCAGGUGAAACACCUAUUAAAGCUAAACGUACGAUAUUUCGAUCAAGAAAUGUUAAACGUCGAGAACCAACAGUAACCACAACUACAGCAACAUUAAAAUCAGUACGAUCAGAUUCAGCUGAUCCUCUUUCAGAUCCAUCAUCAAGACAUCAUCAACGAAAUUCAACUUAUCGACAUCAGAUUAUAGAUGAGCAAGGAACUAAUUCAGAUUAA